Molecule: messenger RNA, 7860 nt
Organism: Plasmodium yoelii
Lineage: Eukaryota; Apicomplexa; Aconoidasida; Haemosporida; Plasmodiidae
Product: conserved Plasmodium protein, unknown function
Exons: 2
Coding region: 1-7860 (2619 amino acids)
Source: RefSeq, a predicted model, not a curated record
AUGAACAAUAAUAACAAUAACAGAAAAAGCUACAAUAAUAAUUUUUUUAAUGAAUUUGAGAACGACAAAAAAGAAUUGUAUAAAAAAAAUUCAAAUGAUAUAGGACCAAAUUAUGAACAAAACAAAAUGGCUAGACAUAUAGGAAAUAAUAAUGUGCAAAAAAUGGGACAUAAAAAAAAUAACCAAAAUAAUGGAAAUAAUAAUAUUACUGGAAAUUGGAAUAAUUAUAACAACAAUCGAAUAUAUGAUUCUUCAAAUAUCCAAAAUAAAGGAAAUAAAAAUAUUUCAAUAAAACGAAAUUUAAUAAGUGGCAAACCAAAUAAAAGUAUGGAACAUAUAAAAAAUAAUAUCAUUAAAAAUAAAAUAUUAAAAAAUUACAAUUUUUCUAAUAAUAGUUCUUCUAACACUAUUCAUAAAAAUGAAUUUAGAACAAAUUCAGAAAAUAAUUCUAAUCAGGCUAUUCAACAAUUUUCAAAAGGUUCACAAUUUAACAAUAAUAAAAAAAUAACACACGAAAAUCAAAAUAUUUAUAAUUUUCAUAAUAUAACUAAUAGUAACUUAAAAAAUAUUGGAAACGAUAAUUUAAGUGCAAAUAAUAAUAUUUAUCAUAAUCCUGAUUUUUUAAAAAAAAAAGAAAUUUCAAAAAAAGCUCUAAUAAAUAAUAAUUUAAAUAUGUCUUUAAUUGAAAAAAAUGAUAAAAAUAAAAAAUUUUAUGAUUAUUCACAAACUUCAUCUUAUAAAGGAUAUAAUAAUAUAACUAAAGAAAAAAAAAUAUUACAAGACAAUAUUUCUAAUACUAACUUUUAUCGUACAGAAAAAAAAAAUAUUGGUAAAAUUCAAGGUAGCGAAUCUGAUACUACUUUUUCACAAUAUUCUAACAAUAGUUUUUACAAUAAAAAUAAUGAACAACUAUAUGGAAAUAAUGUAAUAAAAAAGUUGUAUAAUAAUAAAAUUUCUUCAAAUUAUGUAAAAUUUGAUAAUUCACAAAAUGAAAAAUAUAAUUUGCCAACUGAAACAGAAUCACGGGGUUUAUAUUUUAAUAAAAAAAAUAAUGAUGUUUAUAAAAAUGUCUCAGAAAAUAUAAAUAAUUAUAUUAUCCAACCAAAUAAUAAUUUUAAUAAUACACAAAAUGAUUAUUCUGAGCUAGCCAAUAUAACUGAUGAAAAAGGUUCCUACCCGUUUGAGCAGGCUUCUGAACAUGUCAAUAAUGUUAGCAAUGUUAAAAAUAUGGAUAAUGCUAAAAAUCUGGAUAAUGCUAAUAGUGUUAAAAAUCUGGAUAAUGCUAAGAGUGUGGAUAAGAUUGGGCAGGUUGGCCAGAAUGAUGAAAGCUUAGAAAAAAAAAUAUACCAAACGAUAAGUAAUAAUAAAGAAGCUAUUAAUAUUUUAUCAAAAUAUUUUAAAAAUAUAAAUGGAAAUAUAGAUCCUGCAACUUUGAAUAAUAUAAUAUUAGAGUGUAAAAAUAAUAAAGUUUUAGCCAACAUUUUAAAUGGAAUAAAGAAAGAGAUUAGCAAUAGUAGCAAUGGCAAUAGUAGCAAUGGUAAUAGUAGCAAUGGCAAUAGUAGCAAUGGCAAUAGUAGCAAUGGCUUGGGCAAAUUAACAGAUGCAGCGCGUGAUAAAGGGGCUAUAUAUAAUUAUGAAAAUAAUAUUAAAAAAUGUAUAGAUGUAAAACAGGUUGAUGAUAAAAAUAAAAACAAUCAAGUUAUUAAACAUAUUUUUAAAAGCACAGAUUUUGAUAAUAUUAAAAAUAAGUGGAAUAUGUGUAUAAUAAAAUAUAAGGAUAAAAAUGUUUAUAAUAUAUUUAACAAUGUUGAAAAUAGUAUAAAUAUGAAUAUAAAAAAUGUAGACAUAUUUAAAUCAUCAUUAUUUUGUAGCAAUAAUUAUAAUUUAUCCAAAGAUAUAUUUUAUAAUAAUUAUAAAAUUGUAUUAACACAUAAUGUGAAAUAUUUAUUAUUAGAAAAUAUUUUUAGCUUUAAAACUGGGUCCGAAAAAAAAAACAGCUCACAAAACGGUUCAAAUGUAUUAGUAGAAAAUUCUGAUAAUAAUAAUAAAAACAAUGUUAGUGAGUCAAAUUCACUUUUUUCAACGAUCUCAUAUGCUGAUUCUAGUUUUGAUAACUUUUGUCUUUUCUUUAAUAAUUUUUAUCAAAUAAAUGAGUGGUAUAGAAAUAAAUUAUUUUGCUUUCUUGUAUACAAAAUAAUAAUUAUGGAUGAAGAGGAAAAUGAAUAUCACAGUUACUAUAGUAUUUUUUUAAAGAUAUUAGACAAAAAUACAUUUGUUUUUUUUUUAUCAGUCUUAAUUAAUUUAAUAAAAAAUUAUUCUUUAAAAUUAAAAUAUAUGAUUAAUGUUAUAGAAAGGUUAUUACCAGUUUUAGCUAAAAAAAAAAAUGAAAAAAAAAAAAAUGAAAAAAAAAAAUACAAUUCGAUAUCAAAUAAUUAUUAUUCCGGUUCAAGUACGAAAAAGUAUAUACUUUUUAAUAUACUUUAUUUUAAGCUACUUCGUUUGUUAUUUUAUAAAAUUGAAAAUUUUUAUGUUCAGAAAAAACAUUUAUUAUUAUUAUUUUUAAGAUAUAUAAAAAAUUUCUUAUUAAAUAUAUGUAACUCUACUAUAAUUAUACAAUAUUUAUUUAUAAAAUGUAUUGAACUAAUGAAUAAAUAUAAUAACCAACAAUAUAUUUUAAUUAAAACCAUUUCUAUGGAAAUUUUAUUACAAUUAUGGAAUAAUGAAUUUUUAAAACUGUCUAUUUUAAAAAUGGGAAAAUCAAUAAUCAGAUUUAUUAUUUUUAUAAGUAAUGUAGAAUAUGUAAAUAAAAAUAUCUUUCCUUUUAUUUUGUCAUAUAUUGAAACAGCUAAUCAAAUAGAUGUUCAUAAUUAUAUUUCAUCAUUUAUUCAAAACAAUAAAUAUUAUAAACAAAAAAAAAAAAGAUUAAAACAUUUUUUAUAUUAUUUAAAAAAAUACAAUGUUUUAUCUUUAUAUUAUGAUAAUGCACAAACAAAUAAAAUAACUAUAUCGUUAGAUGAAGAUAUAGAAGAUGGAAAUGUAGACACUUCAAUAAAUUAUGAUCAAAAUUCCAUUUAUGGAAAUACAAUUUUUGAUUUGUUACUUCAAAUAAAAGGUAGUUUUAAUUAUUUUAAUAUUUUACUAUCAAAAAAUGAAAAAAAUUGUCUCGAUUUUUUACUUAAUUUAGAUAACUCAAACACACAUUUUCAUUUUCACUUAUUUUAUGAUGUAUUUAUUCAAACCAAUUUAACAAAUUUAGUGAAUGAAAAUAAGUUGGUCUACUACUUCGAGUGGCUCCUAAAUGAAAAAAAUGAAAAAAACGAAAAAAAUGAAAAUGGCGAAAAUGGCGAAGAAAGCGAUUCCGAGUGGGAGGCACAAACAAAGGGGAUAAUUUCUUUGAGUGGGAAUUUAAAGGAAGAAAGAAAUUCUGUCGCUUUUCGAAAUAAAAGACACAAUAGUUUUAUAGAAAAUGAAAACAGCCAUUUUCCAAAAAAAGCAAAGUAUGCCGACACUGUAAAUGAUGAUUAUGGUUCCUCUAUAAAUAAUAAUAAAAAUGGGGAAAAAAGCGAAGCUAAUGAAGAUGGGAAAAAAAACGAAGCUAAUGAAAGUGGGAAAAAAAACGAAGCUAAUGAAAGUGGGAAAAAAAACGAAGCUAAUGAAAGUGGGAAAAAAAACGAAGCUAAUGAAAGUGGGAAAAAAAACGAAAGUAAUGAAGAUGGGAAAAAAAACGAAAGUAAUGAAAAUUUGCCAAAUUAUUGCGAACACACAGAAGACAAAAAUUAUAAUGAACAAGAAAAUGAAAAAGUGAUGUAUUGUUUGUAUGAACUAUUAAAAAAAAAUGAUGGGAUAAUAUCAAAAAUAUAUUGUUCCCAUAUAAAGUUAAGUUUUUUUUUUAAUAUAUUUUUUUAUAAGGGUAAUGAAAUGAGUCGAAUAUUAUCAAGCUCUUUAUCUAUUUAUAGUAGAAAAUAUAAAAAUUUUAAAAGAGAUAAUCAAAAAGUUAUAAAAUUUAUGAACAUAAAUAAUAUCACACAUUUUUUGAUAAUUAAAUUUAUGUUAAAAUAUUUAGGUAAAAUAAAAUGUAAUGAUGAUAAAGAUGACAUUACAAAAGACAUGGAAAAUGAAAAAAUAAUUUCAAAUUCAGAUAAAGACAUAUUUACAUGUUAUAAAAUUUUAGAUUAUUCUUUAAAAAAAGAUAUAAAUAAUGUAAAUAGUUUUUUAAAUUAUAUAAAUAAAAUUAUAUUACAUUUAUAUGAAAAAAAAAGAGAAAAUAUAGUUUUAAGUUUAAUCAUAUCUUUUAGUAUUUAUAAUUUUAUAUCAUAUAUUGAAAGAGGGGAUGAUAAUAAAAAAACAAUUUUAGAAAAUAUCGAAAAAUUUAAGCUUAUUGAUAUUGUUAAUGAUAUAUAUAAAAAUUGUCUUAUAGGAUUUCUUUUAAAAGGAAAUAAUUAUUUUAUAGAUGAAGGAGCAACUGUUAUAAAUUUAGAAGAUAUAUAUAAUUAUGAACUAACAAAUCAUAUGAAAAUAAUUCCUAAAAAUAUUAAUAAAGAAAUAUUUGAUCUUGUUAAUUUUAAAAAAUAUAUAUUUCAAAAAGGAAAUUAUAAAAAAAUUGAAACUAUAAAAAUUUGUAAAAAAAAUAUGAUAAAUAAUUUAUAUACUUCUGAAAUAUUAAAUUAUAUUUAUUAUAAUGUCUUAUAUAUUGUUAUUCAUUUAAUUAUGAAUAUAAAAUUUUACUACACCAUAUUUUUUAAUACAUACAAAAAAAAUAUUCAUCAUUUUUCAAAAAAAACAUGUUUUAUUUUUAAAACCCAUGGGGAAUAUAACAUCAAGACUGCAUAUUUGGAUUCUCAAAUUUUAGCAAAUAACAAAAAUCUGGAUCAUUUUUUUUCACAAACAAGUCAGCAAGAUGUUAAUGCUGGCAAUGUUGGAAAUGCUGGCAAUGCUAAUGUUGGAAGUGUUGACAAUGCUAACGGUGAUAAUGAUGAUAAUAAAUGCAUCUUAUUAAAAUUAGAACGAGGAAAUUAUAAUUGUUAUAUAAAAAAAAAAAAGUUAAUAAUAAAAUAUUAUAGAAAUGUUAAAAAAAACAUAAUUAAAAAUUUAAAACAAUAUAUAUUAGUGAAUAAUUCUCAUAUUGAUAUUAAAACCUUUAUGCAAGAUUCUAUAUAUUUCGAUAUAUUAUUUACAUUUUAUAAAUCUCCAAUAUUUAUGCAAACAUUAUCUUUCUCUCUUUAUUCUAAAAAUACAAAUAUGUCUAUUAAUGACAAUUCUGCUGAAAUUAAUUUUAAUUUAAAAAUUCUGACCCAAGUAAAAGAUAUAUUUUCCUUUAUUCAACAAGUUAAUAAGAUUGUUUAUUUAAUUGUACAUAAAGGUUUAUAUAGUCACAAAGAAAUUAUAUGCAUUUUAAAAAAUUGUAUAUAUGACAAUACUGAUGAUAUAAAUUGUAACAAUUUUUGUAUUGAUUUUUUUUUUUAUGAAAUUGUUGAUACUUCUUAUUAUCUAAACAGAUACACAAAAUGCAAUACAAUAAAUUAUAAAUCUGAUUGCAGUAAUAAUAAUAAAACGAUACAAAGAACCUUACCUCAACAACAUAUUUACACAAACGAUAGGAACGAAGAUGAAGAAAAUUGGAAUAAUACUGAAAUAAAAAUAGAUAACUCAAAUAUGCAUACACCCACAAAAUUUGGAAAUGGUAGAAAUUGGUUAUUUCGCUAUAGCUACAAAAAUGAGGGAAAAAAUGAGGAGAAAAAUGAGGAGGGAAAAAAUGUUAAUUUUAACGAACUUUUAGAUUAUGUCGUAUAUUCAAUUAAUAAUAGCUACAAAAAAGAACGGAUAAUAUUUUGGAGUGAAUUUUUUUAUAGUCUUAAAAAUUUUGGAAUAAUUAAUUUUCAAAUAUUUUUUUACUUAUGCUCAAUGUUAAAGAUGGUUAAAAAUAUCAACAGCGAAUUUAAAAAUAGACAAAUUGCAAUAAUUAAAAAAAAAAUAAAAAUUGUCGAAAAAAUAUAUAUAUUAUAUUUAUUUAAAAUCGGAUUUAUUUUUAAUAUGAGCAUAUAUGAAACAUUUGAUUUUUUAUUUUCCACAAUUACAAUUAUAUUUAAUUAUAAUUUUUUUAAUUUUUAUAUGAAUAAAAAAGUUUAUAAUAUUGAUAAAGAUAAAGAAGGUUUAGCAAAAUCUUUUGCAUCAUAUAUAGAAAAAGAUAUAGAAAAUAUUAUUAAUAAUUAUGAUCAAAUGUCAUUUAUUGAAGCUAUAAAAUAUAUAAAUGAUUCUAUAUUUUUAUUAAAAACCAUAAAAAAUUUGAUACUUAAAAGUUAUUCUUAUAUUAAUAUAAUCAUGCAUAUUUCAUCCCUCAAAAAUAUUAUUAUAGAUAUGAAUAAUAUAACAUAUCUUCAAAUAAAUAAUGAUCAAAAUAAUAAAAUAAACAAAUUUUUAGAAAAAUAUAAAUCUCAUAAAUUUAACAAAAAAAUAAAACAAACAAAAAUUGAUACUUUAAAUGAAAAAUCUUGUCAAGAUGGUUAUAAAACUUAUGACGAAUCAAUAUGUUCAGAAAAAUUUAGUUCAUCAUCUAACGAUGAAAUUGAAAAAUUGGAUGCCUCUUUGGAAUAUUUUUCAAGUCAUCUCAUAAAUAAUGGCAACAUAAAUAAUAGCAACAUAAAUAAUAGCAACACAAAUAAUGGCAACAUAAAUAAUGGCAACAUAAAUAAUGGCAACAUAAAUAAUGGCAACAUAAAUAAUGGCAACAUAAAUAAUAAUAACAAUAUAAAUACUAAAAAAAUGAACAGUUUUGAAAAUGAACAAAUAAAUAAUAUUAAGACAAUGUGGAUUUUCAAAAUUUUUAAAAAUUUUUAUUCCAAAUCAUUUAUUUGUUUUCAAAAAAAUAAAACUGAUGAAGAAAAUUUUUAUGAAAAUAAAAAAAAAUUGAUAUAUUUUUUUUUCCCAAAAUGUGUUAAAAAAAAUAAAAAAACAAUGAAUAAUUGGAAUUUUAUUUUAGAUAAAAAAAUUUAUGAAUUAAGAAAAAAACUAACAAAAGACAAUAAUUUUGUAUAUAUGUCUAAGCAAGCUUUUUUGCUUAAGUGGAUAUUUUUACGAUUAUUUAUUUUACGUAAAUAUAAAUACAAAAAAAUGAAUAAUACCCAAACAUUUAAUUAUAUAUAUAAAAAACUAAAUUUAAUAUGUGAAGAAGAAGAAGAGUUGAUUCGAUUUAACAUCACAUCUGAUUCUAAUCUCAUCUCUUUAGGAAAUCAAAAUCUUAGAUAUAUUUUUCACAUUUUUUUAUGUCAUAUUAAUAAUAAUUUGAUAUAUUUAAUUAAUAAAUGUAUUAAAAUUUUCAAAACUGAAGGAGGAACAUAUAUUGAUAGAAAUAUAACAAAUAAACAAAAUGAGAUAAAUAAAAAAAAACAAAAAAUAAAAACAAAAGGAAUAGAAAAUACAGCAAUCGAUUGUAUAAACUUUUAUUCUACUAAUUUUUUACUAGCAUUUUAUCCAUAUUUAAUAAAAUCAAGAAUUUCUUAUGAUAUAUUUUUUAAUUUAUUUAAAAUAUAUUUUAGUCUCUACUUAAUAAAUAAGCAUACUAAUCGAUUGUCUAUAGAAUCCCCGAUUUAUAUAAUUCUUUUAAUUUUUUCACAUCAAAUAACAAUUAGUAAAUAUGUCAUAUUUUCUUAUAUUAAUACUUUUGUAAAUUUUAUUCAUUCAUCUUCCUUAUCAGACAUGUUUUGUCUCGACUCUUUAACGCACCAAAUUUUUAUGGAUAAUAUCAGCAUAAAUUAUUUCAUGAAAAAUGCUAUCCAAGAAAAUGCCGUAUUCGAUGAUAUAAUAAUUAGCUAUGACGCUAAUAGUAUAUCACUAUUUUAUCAUAUGCUAUUUGGAAACUUUUAA